AUGCACGGGCCAGCCCCUCGACUCACAGGCAAUGGCUUUGUGUUGACUCCUCCCACUCCCUCCGACAUUCCCGCUCUCGUCGAAGCGUGCACCGAGGCUGAGGCGGUCUCGUCGCUCAACGUCCCGCAGCCGUAUACGCGUGCUGACGCCGAGGCCUACAUACGCGCAGCCCAAGCUGGUGACGGCGGGUACUUUUGGGCCAUUAGGGAGGUGGAUGACGCGCCACUCAUGGGCAUGGUCAAGAUGAGCUUUGCAGCAUUGCCUGGCGCGACCGCAACUCCGCCCACUGGGUUGCUCGAGGCCGACGUCGGCGGCAUCUACCUUCUCCCAGCCCAUAGGUCCAAGGGCAUCGCGACAUGCGCCGCCCGUCUUGUCGCGCAAUGGGGUUUUGAUCGGGGCUUUGACACGCUCCAGUGGGAGUGUCUCGCGUCGAACACGGCCAGCAUUGCGGUCGCGGAGCGCAUCGGGUUCACAUUCUACGGCAGCGGCAUCAGCUCGAGCCAAUACGCGCACCACCAGAACAAGGUAGCCCGCCAGGCGCGCAUGGCGCGCGGCGAGCUGCGAUAG
This is a messenger RNA of Cutaneotrichosporon cavernicola, 567 nucleotides long. RefSeq lists its product as uncharacterized. Gene Ontology annotation, cellular component: cytoplasm. Lineage: Eukaryota; Fungi; Basidiomycota; Tremellomycetes; Trichosporonales; Trichosporonaceae. Gene Ontology annotation, molecular function: protein N-terminal-serine acetyltransferase activity; protein-N-terminal-alanine acetyltransferase activity. The coding region runs from base 1 to 567 and encodes 188 amino acids. The record is from RefSeq and is a predicted model, not a curated record. The transcript has a single exon.